This is a messenger RNA of Elaeis guineensis (African oil palm), 3525 nucleotides long. RefSeq lists its product as uncharacterized. Gene Ontology annotation, biological process: regulation of defense response to fungus. The record is from RefSeq and is a predicted model, not a curated record. Lineage: Eukaryota; Viridiplantae; Streptophyta; Magnoliopsida; Arecales; Arecaceae.
CUCCUUCUAAGUUCUAACCCCUCUCUCCUCUCUUUUCUCUUUCCCUUUUGCUUGUCCCCUAAACCAUUCCAAAGCUUCCAAGAAGCCGAAAGAGUCCAAGAAAUAGGAAAGAGAAAAACCACGAUCCGAAAUGUAGACCAGGCCCUUCUCCUCUUUUUGCCGUCCAUGGAGGUCCAAAAAUGGCGACAGAUGGUGAUUUCUAGGGCUUGCUGCGGUAGAAUGUGGUAAAGGCGAAGCUUUUCUGUCGUUUCUUUUGCUUUCUCGAAUUUUUGGCCCAGAAAAGGGCAACAUUGGAUGAAGGUUCAAGUUUGAUUGGGCUGAGAGGAGUUCUGCUCGCUUCUUGCAAGGGUUUGGAGUUGUUCUUUUUUUCCCCCCCCCCCCGUUUUGCUUGGGAGCCAAUGAAGCUUUUGUAGAUCUUUUUGUUUUAUUUCCCCUUCCGGCGAGAAUGGCGGAAGGGGUAGGAGCGAAGGUUCGAGUGGUGCGUUGCCCUAAGUGCGAUAAGCUUCUUCCGGAGCUCCCCGAUUUCACGGUCUAUAGAUGCGGUGGUUGCAGUGCUACCCUGCAAGCAAAGAAACGAAAUCCAUCGACAGAUUAUUCGUUAGAAAGAUCGGAUGGAGGAGAUGUGAAAUGUUUUGAUAAUUCAGAGAGCUGUUCGGAGAAGAAAGGUGUUAAUCCCGACUCUGGUUCUGAGACUGAUCGAGAGAGCAUAGAGGUUGGGUUUAGAAGAGAAGAAAAGAUGCUUCUCCAUUCGGGAGCAAAUUCUAUUAAUAGCUCUGCGUCCAUGACUGAAAACAGGGAUGUUUCACAGAAACCCAACGCCUCAAGUUUACAUGGUCUUCUACCCUCAGGAAGUGGGAUAAGGGACAGGUACAGUAUAUGGUGUCGCUCCUCUAGAGCUCAGGUCACUGACCGUAAUUCCAAUGCAGAUGAACUGGUUAAAGAAAAGCUGGAAGUUCAGUCUACCGAUCUGCAUCGCAGAACUCAACAAACCCAAGUAUCUAUGGGUGAAGAGAGGUGCAGAGCUUCCAUCAUUUGUGGGCUGCCAAGGGAUCAGAUGAAUGGUGUUCCAAUUGCUCCUUAUGCUGAUGAAGGUCCAUCUAGCCAGCAAAUGAAGCUUACUCAUGGAUAUGGUAAUGGUGGCCCAACCAUGAAGCAGAAGAGGGAACGGGCCGACAAAGCUGAGUAUCUCGAGCAAGAUCCUGCACAGCUUCUGAGAAAGCUUGAUGAAUUAAGAGAUCAGCUUCGUCGGUCUUGCGAGGUUGUGGACAGACCAAAAGAUAGGAUACCAAAGAACAGAAGGGAAGCCUCUUCUUCAUAUAAUCAUCAAGGCCAUGGUACUUGGUUUCCUGAGGGCUUAUCAUCAUUGAAUCGAGACUCUAGCCUGCAUCCUUGUAUACCCAAUGGAUACAGUACGGGGCUGCCGAACUUUUAUCCUGGAUAUGGAGAACCAUUUGUGUCACAAGCACUUGGGAGGACUUCUUACCACUGCCAUGUUCAGUACCCAGAGAGACCAAUGUGCAACUGCCCCUGUGGACAUCUUGAUCUAGAUCCUGUAAUCUCUUAUCAUCAUGAAGGGUUUUACCCUCAACCUGCCUGCUCCUGUGUGCACUGCUACAACAAACACCAGGUGCUGCCUGCACAGGCUCCUCCUGCCUUUAUCAGUAAUAAGAGGGUUCCUUAUCUUGAAAACAAUCAUGGGUUUUACCAUGUGGAUGGUCCAUCUGUGUCUGGUUCACGAAGUUACAAUCAAACAUAUGGCAGUUCAUCUUUGUAUUCUCAUGAGCAACAGUCACAACAAAGUGCUGCAUUUCCUGGGAAGACAGAUAGUCGUCCUUGUCAACCCAAAGCUGGUGCUGCUCCUUUCGUAGUUUGCUGUAAUUGUUUUGAAUUGCUGCUGCUACCUCAAAAACUUAAGCUUACGGUAGAGAAAUGUUUUAAGUUGCGCUGUGGGUCAUGCUUUCAGGUAAUAUCAUUAGAACUUGAUGGGAAAAGACUUGUUACUUCUGCCCGUCCACCAGCCACGCCUGCAACUAAGAUCAGUAAUGGCUCUAAUGAUGGGUUGAAUGAGGAUUUUCUCCCUCAAAGCCAUGCCAAUAGACAUCCUGAUACUUCUUACUCAGAAGAUUAUGAUAGCCCAGGCUAUAACAUCCAAUCUAUGGUUGAGAACCUAGUUUCUCCUCCUACAUCAAGUCAUGAAAUGACUGGAAAAAAAUAUGACUUAAACUUUAGUCAUGCAGAUAAAAUGCAGGGGAUCUCCACAUCUUCCAGUAGGUCUGAGGAUGUGGAGAGUCCAGACAGUCAGAUGUGUCAGAGAGAUGCACCCAGCUCUGCAGAACUGCCCUUUGAGGAUGAAGUGACUUCAGAUGUUCCAGGUCUACCACUUCGUGAGCAUUUGGCGCACCCAUUAUCUAAUCAAGUAACAUAUGGCUCUGGAAAGGGAAGCACUAGUAGACGCUAUAAUCAGAAAAAGAUUGCAUCUUUUAAUGGAAAUUUUCAGCAAAACUCUGAAAAAGACGUACAAGCAGCAACUGAGAUUGAUUUGUCAGUUGAUGAGUACUCCAAUCCUGAUUUCUCUCAAGAUUCUUGGGAAGUAAGAAGAGAUGAAGAUCAACAUAGGAUUGGCAAGGAUGAUGAUUCAUUCUUUGCUGGCCUUAUGAAGAAGACCUUCAAGGAUAUCUCUCUAUUUAAUCAGUCAGGGAAGGAUGAUAGAUCAAAAGUUUCAAUUAAUGGCCACCCUAUUUCUGAUCAUUUGGUUAAGAAGGCUGAAAAGCUAGCUGGACCAGUGUAUCCUGGAAAAUAUUGGUAUGAUUACCGUGCUGGAUUUUGGGGUGUCAUGGGACAUCCAUGCCUUGGCAUAAUUCCUCCAUUCAUUGAAGAAUUCAAUUAUCCUAUGCCCCAAAAUUGUGCUGGUGGGAAUACUGGAGUUAUUGUAAAUGGGAGAGAGCUUCAUCAGAGAGAUUUGGAUUUGCUGGUUAGCAGAGGACUUUCGCCUAAUGCUGAUCAGUCUUAUAUUAUUGAGAUUUCAGGAAAGGUUUUCGAUGAAGCGUCGGGUGAGGAGCUUGAUAGUCUUGGCAGGCUUGCUCCAACAGUUGAGAAAAUGAAACAUGGAUUUGGUAUGCGGGUUCCAAGAGUGAUUGCUUAGCUGCUUGUCGGUGGCUUUGACUUAUUUGAACACCCCAUGAAGGUUCCAAUACAAGGGACAUACUUCAUGAAGCUGUUGAGUACUAGUGAUAGAGGUCUAGUGGUGCCACUUUCUCAUCUUCGAAGCCCGAUUGCCCUGCUAAAAUUAUUGCCUUCUUUUGUUCUUUUGUUGCGAUACCAUGAGGUCAGAAUAGCCGGCUUGCAAUUUAUAAAAGCGUGGUUCAUCAUUCAUUUGUUUUUCGUUUUGACUACAAUGAUGUGUUGUGGAAUCUAUCUUAUGCGAGGCUGGAUGGUUUCGCACUGAGACAUUGGUUUAUCAAAAUGGCUAUUAGCUGAGUGUGAGAUGCUUUCUACUUGAUACAGAAUUCUAUUUUUGUGGAGAAA